AUGAAUCGCAAGCUGCAGACGUCGCUUUUAGACUUUGGUGACUGGUCGGUCGAAGUGGAAGACAGACGCAAGCUGCCGGACGUAGUCGCCUACAAGGUUCCCGUGAUCGAGUUCACCGACAAAGGUGAAGCCACUCACACGUCCCGGCACGCCAUAGACGCGGAAAUCAUGGAACUGUCUCUAUCGGCACACUGGCCAGUCCUGCAACACCCGAAUCUCGUGAACUUUCUUGGAUUGGCGUGGGGCAGAAAUCCAUUCAAUUCCAUGCAGGAGCUGCCGGUCAUCAUUGUGGAGUUUGCGGAAUGCGGGAGCCUCUCGCAAUUGCAACAACGGGAGUAUCUCGGCAAAGAGACUCGGCGAAAGCUCUGCCUUGACGCAGAGAAUGUCUUGGUCUCUCCCAAUGAGAAGCACAAGUAUAAAGCCAAACUGAGUGAUUUCUGCUACUCCGUGGUUAUGAAUACUGAAAAGAGAAGCCUCUCGCUGGGGGGAACCCGGUCAUGGAAGGCCCCCGAGGCGAAGACAGCGGACCGGGUAUCAGACACAAAGCUCCAUUUGGACCCAUCCAAGCAUGGCGAAGAAUUCUAUCAUUUGCUCUCUCUCCAGCAGCAAUUGCAACAAAUUAACACACAGGUCGAAGAUGCUGCAGGUAAUAUUGACGGCAUUGAAAGGACUCUAUGUGCCAUUUCAGUCAUGGAUGUUCUGAUGUUGGAGCCCAUGAAGCAACAGUUCAUUGCCGGCGUUCAACGUUUUGUUAGCUUAUUGAAUGAGCCAUGUAGAAGUGACCUCAACAAAAUCAUGGCAUUCCUUGAUUCUGACCGAGCCAGUGCGGAUCCAGAUCAGCUGUUACAAUCGAACCUGAACCAACAUCAGUUCCAGUGUAAUCACUGGACGAAGAUGGACCCUUCUGUUCAAAGCCUCAAAGAGAAUAUGCUGAACCCGCCGGAGGCUUUUCUUCUCACAAGUCUCUAUAUCAAUGGAUAUGGUGUAGACAAGGAUACAUCGUGCGCAUCCAAGUGGCUCUUCCACGCCUGGGGAGUAGAUCAUCCACUUUCGGCGGCGUACGGGUAUCGAAUCGCGCGUGCGACUGGCAUCACAUUUGAUAACACAGAGAGCGUAGUCGCAUCGUUAAAAUUAAUGGCCCUGCGUGAUUCAAGAACUGCUCUCGAAGAUCUCGCGAUCGUAUCCAAGGACGAAUACAAGGAAACGAAGAAAAUUAUUCGCACCGGCCUCCCAGGCACCGGCGCGAAUCACUCUUCCGAAGAAGAACUGCUUCAUGGUUUUAGGUGCGGAAUGUGGAUAAAGACUUUUGAAAACAUUCCCAUUAUACUCGAGAAUUUUUCUCGACUGCCUCACAUCGCUGAUUACACGAUUAACAAGAGAGGCGACCGCAUCCUUCGCAUGGCCGUAAGUUGUGGUCAAACAGAAGCGAUCGAGGCUCUGCUAAAUCGAUUUCCCUCACUUACUGUUAAUCAACUCAAUAACCGGGGCGAGACGCCGCUUUUAUGCGCAUGCCGUGCCGGCCAAAGUCGAACAGUCUUGUGGCUCACCUCGCAUGGAGCAACUGCAUUAAUAGGAGCACGGAAUGGAGAGUCUCCACUUCACUGGCUGAUAUCCUUCGAUGAUGAAGAGGUGGAAAGAGUCUACCCAGGACUGAUCCAACCUGGCGCAGAUACAACCGCGAAGACAUCAACCAUCAUAGACUACCAAGCGGACUUUCCGGCAGUGGCAGUUCCUGAUCGGCUCCCGAGGGGUUAUGCUAUCGGAUGGGACUCGUUAGUUCGAGUAUCAGAUGGGCUAAUGUGCGACCUAGCAACUCACUGUGACCGCCCUCAAAUUGUACCGUUUUUGCUGUCCAACAUUGCAGAUCCACGGAUAUGUAACGAAAGGUGGCCUCAAGCAAACAGUGCGUUGAGGGUUGGCGCAUCGCAGCUUCGUUCAGAGUGUUUGGAAUUGAUGAUGCACGCCAUGGAGCGAUACAAUGUUGAGCAAGGGAGAGCAGGAUCCCGCGACUUCUUAGUGGCGGAGCUCCUUGAGCAAGCCGUCCAUGGCAGUAGCCUGUUUGAUAUGAUCUUUUAUCAUGCCCCGAAGUAUCAACAGGCGUUGGAAUCAACAUUCAACUGUCUGCUGCCCAGGGCCAGCAGAAUUGCUUAUGACGCUUACGGCGGGUUCAAGCAAACGCUUCUCUAUUUCGCCGUUUCGCUAGCCCGAGAUGAAUUGGUUGACUACCUCGUCAAACAAGGAGCCGACGUUAUCAAAGCUAGAACAGACCAUGAUGAAGAAAUCAUUGAAUCUCAGGAUGUUGGUUCCUUCAAAAGGGCCGACAUCGAUCGCGCAAGCGGCGUUUACAUGCGAACGCCGCUUCCAGAGCCACAUGGGGCACAAGCCACCAAAGUUUCCAAGAAUCCAUUCAGCGGACAAGAUUCAACGUGGACCGCUCUCCGUAUCUUGGCCUAUGCAGGGCAAGAUGCUACGUGGCUAGUCGAACAACUUCUCGACCACGACGCGGCCCUCAAUGGCCUCCCAGACCAUUUCCAUAUAACUGAAUCCCCGUUGCACAUAGUCGUGCAGAAUGGCGCCUUCCAUAUCGCCGACAGCCUUGUAUCGCCUGGUGCCGACUUGAACUUCACCACCCUGAGCUGCGGCCACCUGACCUUGUCAAACCCCACAACCAUCCUCGGUCAUGUUAUCGCCUCUAACGCGCGCAAUUCAAUCGCACGUCUCCGCUGCCAUCUUGGCAGCCCAUCAAUGCGCGAUGGCCUGCAUCUAAUCGUAGAGCCAGCCCGGCAGAGGUCGGCACUGCACCGUGCCGCAGCGGCUCAUAUCGACGUCGAGUUCCACGGGACGGAUGCGGCCGAGGCGGCGGAGCUACACUGGGCUGACGUUGAUUGGAGUGCCAACCGCGAGAUCAUGAAUGAGAUACUCCGGCAUUUUAACGGACCGGAGCAGCUUAACGCUGUUGAGACGAGCACGGGGCUAUCACCGAUGCACCUGGCGGUUCUCGCGGGGAACGAAGCUGCAGUGAGCUUGCUUCUUGAUCAUGGUGCCCGCAGCGAUGUGCCGAGUGUAGGUGGUCAGGGUGCGACAGCCGCUGAUACGGCACUUGGAAUACAGAUGGGGGGCAGAGAGGAGGUGGCGGCUCGGAAACAAUGCAGCAAUCUUCUAAAUCCCGCAACCCAAUCUGCGGCCCAGGCUCAGCCCGCCUUAGCCUGA
This is a messenger RNA of Fusarium oxysporum Fo47, 3210 nucleotides long. RefSeq lists its product as uncharacterized. The transcript has 11 exons. NCBI's taxonomy places the organism in Eukaryota, Fungi, Ascomycota, Sordariomycetes, Hypocreales, Nectriaceae. Bases 1 to 3210 code for a protein of 1069 amino acids. Gene Ontology annotation, molecular function: protein binding. The record is from RefSeq and is a predicted model, not a curated record.